Molecule: messenger RNA, 1470 nt
Organism: Paracoccidioides brasiliensis Pb18
Product: ribosome biogenesis protein YTM1
Exons: 2
Coding region: 1-1470 (489 amino acids)
Biological process (GO): ribosome biogenesis
Cellular component (GO): preribosome, large subunit precursor
Molecular function (GO): protein binding
Source: RefSeq, a predicted model, not a curated record
AUGAACGGAACAAAUGAUGUUUCUGUGGAGGCGAGUGGGUCGACAUCGCAGCAAGCACAGAGACAGGUACGACUGAAGCUCACAUCGCGGCAUGAAGAUAUAGCGCUUCCCGAAGGCACCGGCCCGAUACUUGUUCCUACCGGCCUUCGAAGAUAUGCUCUGUCAACCCUGGUGAACAACCUUCUGGGCAGCGAGAAGCCGAUUCCGCUCGAGUUUUUGAUAAACGGCGUAUACCUACGCACAUCUAUCGACGAGUAUUUAACAGAGAAUGGCAUUUCUACUGAGACUACUCUUGAUGUUGAGUAUGUUCGUGCGCUUGUUCCGCCACUGCAUGUCGCCUCGUUCCAGCACGACGAUUGGAUCAGUGCUGUGGAUGUUUUGUCUGGCACGUCGGUAUUUGGAGGUGGAUCUAUCAAUGCGGGCCAGGAAAGGAUAUUGUCAGCAAGCUAUGAUGGGCUGUUGAGGAUAUGGAAUAUGUCUUCGGAGACGAUUGCUGUGUCCCCCUCUGCCGGUGUGGGUGGACAUACUGCUUCGAUCAGGAGUGCGAGAAUGCUCUCACCAAAUCAGAUUGUCUCCUCUGGGCUCGACAGAACAGUGCGAUUAUGGAAAUACUCAGAUAGCGAAGAUGGAUUUUCGGCAAGCAUUAUUCCACAACUGGAGCUUUACGGACACAGAGGCAGUGUUGAUUCGAUAGCGAUACACGCCAAAUCGAAUCGCAUAUUGUCAGCAUCAGCAGACCAUGCGGUAGGAUUCUGGUCAACCAAAAAGUCAGACUCCCCAGCUGCGCCCGAAAACUUGCUCCCAUCAAACACCUCGCGAAGCUCCAAGCGACGAAAACUCAAUUCAUCCGUUUCCGUACCCCAGCGCGGGCCGCUCGCACUACUGAAAUCGCACACUGGUCCCGUUUCUGCAGCGAUCUUCGAUGCAAAAGAUCCUACUGUGGGAUAUUCAACCUCAUGGGACCACUCGCUGCGUACCUGGGAUCUCGUAACUGGGGCGCUAGUGGACACACGUACCGCUUCUCACUCAUUACUCUCCGUGGUGCAUUUACCUGAACUCAGCCUUCUAGCCGCCGGAACCUCUGCCAGGCAUAUCACCCUGAUAGACCCACGCGCGUCAGCGACGACAGUCUCUGCACUGACGUUGAGAGGUCAUACGAAUGCUGUUGUCUGUCUGGCACGGGAUCCUAAUAGUACGCACGGGCUGAUUAGUGGUAGCCAUGACGGGACGUGUCGGAUAUGGGAUGUCCGGUCGACGAAGACGGAUAAGGAUGGGGUUAUGGGCGAGAGCAUCUAUUCGAUUCCGAGGAAGAGUGUGGAGGGUGCUGGGAAGAGGGUUGGUGGGGAGGGAGUUAAGGUGUUUGAUGUCUGUUGGGAUAAGAGCGUUGGGAUUGUUAGUGCUGGGGAGGAUAAGAUGUUACAGAUUAAUAGAGGGGAAGGGGUUAUGCCCAAGGGGGAUGGUGGUCAGUAG